UAUUUUUCCAGAUAAAGUGGGGAAAAGGGUUUUUCUUCUGCACAAGUACCCAAGUUGGCAUCGAUUUGUGUUGCAAGCCAGAAGCCGCGUAGAAACUGGAAAAGUGAUACGGAAGACGAAAGGGGUAUUAGGGUUUUGGGAAUUAAUGAUGGAUUUGGCGGCGCCGAAGAAAGAACUUGAUCCCAACAAUGCUACCAAUGACACCAAUAACAAUAGUAACACUGUUAAUCCUCAAGAAAACCCAGAUUCGUCGCCUUCAUUCGCGUCUGAUAGUAACAAUAACCCUGAUAAAGGAGCUGAAGAACGCCAAGCUCGUGACCUUAAAGCCGGCCUUCAUCCACUUAAGCACAAAUUUGUAUUUUGGUACACUCGCCGGACACCUGGAGUUCGAAAUCAGACAUCGUAUGAGGACAACAUAAAGAAAAUUGCUGAUUUCAGUACGGUUGAAGGAUUUUGGGUCUGCUAUUGCCAUCUUUCUCGCCCUUCUUCUUUGCCAAUUCCAACGGAUCUGCACCUCUUUAAGGAAGGAAUUCGCCCUUUGUGGGAGGAUUCUGCUAACUGCAAUGGUGGAAAGUGGAUUAUACGAUUCAAAAAGGUUGUGUCAGGUCGUUUUUGGGAGGACUUGGUUCUUGCUUUGGUGGGUGACCAACUGGAUUAUGGAGACAACAUAUGUGGUGCAGUUCUAAGCAUUCGUUUCAAUGAGGAUAUAUUGAGUGUCUGGAAUCGCAAUGCAUCUGAUCAUCAGGCUGUAAUGGCUCUGAGGGAUUCAAUUAAACGUCACUUAAAACUUCCUCAUAGCUAUGUCAUGGAAUACAAGCCUCAUGAUGCCUCCUUGCGAGACAAUUCAUCUUACAGAAACACUUGGUUGAGAGGAUAGUGGGGAUCUAAGUACAAGCCCGAAGCCUCGUAACAUUUUGUCAAGGGCAUGCUCCUGGUGCUUUUUUACACUGUCGUCACUGUCACUAGGUACUCAUGGGCUACAGUUUCAGUUGAUGAUAGUUUUGGGUGCGUCAGUGCCGCUGUGUGUUUUGAAUACAAGUGUAUGAAAGCAACAAUUGUCAUUAACUGUACUGCAGAAUUCGGUCCUCUGCUUUUCCUCUCUCUGUGUUUUCUGUGUUAUACCCAGAGAAAAUCUUACAGAAAUUAAAAAGGAAAGGGAGAAAGUGGGAGCUCCUUGUUAGGUUCCAGAAUGACUGAGAUUUGCGAGCAAUGGUGAGGCAGCAGAGAAAGUGCGUUAGAGGUUCUGGACUCUGUAUUUCAUCUGUAGUUAUUUAGUUCAUGACUGAGUCUUUCCAUGUAAAUAAAUUGCAGAGGGUCUGCUUCAUAGUAUGUUUACGGUUGUGGGAUGGAGUCAUGGCUUUCGGUCGGCUGGUAAAUUAAUUUGUAGCGGAUAUUGAUGGAUCUUUGACCCUUGAAAUGAAUAGAUUGCGUUAGUUUUCAAAACUCAAAAAGGGGGCAACAAAAAAAAGAAAAACCUGGGGAUUUUUUCCUCCUGGGGCGGGGCUAUUGGAACUCCUCAUGUGAAAAAAGGGUGGAUUUUAAACUUUUAAA
This is a messenger RNA of Prosopis cineraria, 1551 nucleotides long. Its product is annotated as eukaryotic translation initiation factor NCBP-like. The transcript has 6 exons. NCBI's taxonomy places the organism in Eukaryota, Viridiplantae, Streptophyta, Magnoliopsida, Fabales, Fabaceae. Gene Ontology annotation, molecular function: RNA 7-methylguanosine cap binding; translation initiation factor activity. The record is from RefSeq and is a predicted model, not a curated record. Gene Ontology annotation, cellular component: eukaryotic translation initiation factor 4F complex; cytoplasm. Gene Ontology annotation, biological process: translational initiation. The coding region runs from base 146 to 877 and encodes 243 amino acids.